Molecule: messenger RNA, 2890 nt
Organism: Rhineura floridana
Lineage: Eukaryota; Metazoa; Chordata; Lepidosauria; Squamata; Rhineuridae
Exons: 2
Coding region: 593-1618 (341 amino acids)
Source: RefSeq, a predicted model, not a curated record
AGCAGCAGCUUCGGCUCGGCGCGGUUUCCUUCAGCGGCAGCUUCGGCCGGGCUCCUUUUGGCGGCAGCUUCGGCGGGGUUCCUUUGGCAGCGAUCGCGGCAGCAGCAGCUUCGGCAAGGCGCGGCUUCCUUCAGCGGCAAUUUCGGCAGCAGCAGCUUCGGCGGCGGCUUCUCUGCCGGCGCACGUGGGCCUCCGGAGGCUUCCUGUGGCCAGGGUGGCUGGGCGGCAGCGAGCCCCCCCCCCAACCUCAUUGAGAGACAGGGAGGCAGUGGCGGCGGGCAACAAGGCCUAGGCGGCGAGGAUCCUGGGGCAGUCACGACGAGGCGGCAGCGCAGGAUCGGAUCCAGCACGGCGAGGACCACAGGCUAGGCGGCCUUUGGCCGGCAACUUUUAAAUUUAAUUGUUAAUUUUAAUUAGCGCGGGGGUAGGUGGGGCACGACCCAACCAUCAAUCCUUGCCACGUGCAGGGCAAUUAGGCUACCCUCCAGGAUAAUUGGGUGCCGGGUGGGGGUAUUGAUUAAGCAGGCGGGCUCCUUCACAACGCUUUGUAAUCACGUCGUUUUGCAAGCGGGGCCCCCUAUCUCCCUCUAGUAUGCCUAAGAAAGGACAAGGGGGGCCAAAAGGGAAGGGAAAGGCCCCCAGAGCAGGGGGGAGAUGCCCACCCCCAGCGGCGGAGGGGGCAAGGAGUGGGGAGGGGCCACCAUGGGCGGCCAUAUUAGCCAGGUUGGAAGCCCUAGAACAUGGCUCAAGCCACCCUAAUGCACCCCGGGACCAACCUGUGACAGGGAAGAAGAAAGACCCACCACCCAAACGGUCUCGGGGGAAAACACAGCGGCCAGUGAACAGUGCUGAUGCAGGGGCUGUUGCUUCCAUCUUAGCGCGACUGGAUGUGCUGGAGGCCGGGCUCAGGGCUGAGGCGAGGACGCCCAGCAUAGAGCCAGGCGCAACUCCCACCCUGCAAGCAGCCCCAACAAUGCAGCCCGCACAAGGACCUUCGGCGGAAAGCACACAGGAUCGCUGGACAAGAUCGGAGCAGCCACGCAUCCUCCUAUGUGGCCACAGUAUGAUGUUCUGGGCAGGCCGCAGGGCGGCGAAGUCUCGCUUCGGCACGCAGCUGGGGCUCAGUCAAUGGGCCGCAGUGCGGUGGCUGGGACGUCGGGGGAUGCGUUGGGAUGGGCUCCUGCCAGCCUUGUUUCAACCGGCUGUGGAAGUGGCAGCGCCCCAGGUGCUGGUGAUCCACCUCGGGGGCAACGACUUGGGUCUGUUAAAGGGCAAGGCCCUAAUUGAACAGGCAUGCGGUGACCUCCGGGCCAUUGCACGUCGCUGGCCGGGGGUGCACUUAGUGUGGUCAGACAUCCUGCCGCGCAGGAGGUGGAAUUGUGCCGGUGACCCACGAGGGAUGGACAGGGCACGGAAAAAGGUGAACAGGCAAAUUCAGAGGGCCCUUAGGGACUUAGGAGGUUCUGUCAUCCACCACCCAGAGGUGGGCCACAACAAGCUUGAGCUGUUUCGGCCUGACGGCGUCCAUUUGACGGACAAGGGCAACGACAUCUUUCUAAGGGACCUGCAGAAGGGUUUACACCAGAUUCUUAUCGGGUGUGGGGUAAAGGGGGACUAAGCAGAGGCUUGUCCCCCUUCUGUGGCGAAGAAGUGCGGGGAAAGGUUAAAGGGAAAGGGCAGCUAGGUGACACCUUUAGGCACCUUUGGGGGUGACAGGCGGUCCGGAGGCCUGCAGCUCAGGGCUACACGGCCCGGGGACAGGGUACGGGCCGCCUUUGGGGCCAACGUGCCUCAUCCGCUCAGAGUUUCAGGGCUCCGAGGGGCGGUGAUGCGGGUUGGACCCCCUACACAUCUUCAGGGUGUGGCUGGAGCUGGGGGGCUGGCACAGGGCAGCCCCAGGCUCAGGCAGGGCAUGAUCGCCCGAUAGCUGCUAACAGGCUUUGCCUGGAUCUCCAGAACGCCCCGCCCUUAAUCUCCCUUCUGCAGGUUCAUUAUUCAAUUGAUUCUGUUUAAAUAAAGUGGCCCAUCAUUUACCCAAGCAAUGGUGUCUGUGUUUUAUUUCGGCAAUAGGCCGCAAUCCCGUUCCGUGCCUGGGACCUACCGGGCAGAGGGACGAGCUUGCGGCCGCUGUCGAUGUCCCGGCCGCCAUCUUGGAUGGGAUGCGUGCACACACGGCGCGCUGGCGCGCCGUCGUGUGACGCGGCAGGGAGGCGGGGCGGCUGAAGGCUAUUUAAGGCCGCCCCGCCUGCUUCCCGCCAUCCAGUUCAAAUUUCGGCGGCACCCGCCCGACCCUCCCUCUGCUGCAGUGUGAUCCAUUUGGUCGCUACGGGGCCGACUAGGAAUUUUUGGCCUGCCUGCCUCGCUUUGCUGGCAGGUUUCUUUUGCCUACUCCACACUGUGGUUGGGGGGAGGGGUCAAGGGUUAGCACGGGUGCCCCUGGGGUCAAUAGGCUGAUUGGGCUGUUUAGUUUGUAUUGUUAACGGUCACUUUGGGAUGCAAGCGAAGAAGUGCGGGGAAAGGUUAAAGGGAAAGGGCAGCUAGGUGACACCUUUAGGCACCUUUGGGGGUGACAGGCGGUCCGGAGGCCUGCAGCUCAGGGCUACACGGCCCGGGGACAGGGUACGGGCCGCCUUUGGGGCCAACGUGCCUCAUCCGCUCAGAGUUUCAGGGCUCCGAGGGGCGGUGAUGCGGGUUGGACCCCCUACACAUCUUCAGGGUGUGGCUGGAGCUGGGGGGCUGGCACAGGGCAGCCCCAGGCUCAGGCAGGGCAUGAUCGCCCGAUAGCUGCUAACAGGCUUUGCCUGGAUCUCCAGAACGCCCCGCCCUUAAUCUCCCUUCUGCAGGUUCAUUAUUCAAUUGAUUCUGUUUAAAUAAAGUGGCCCAUCAUUUA